AUGUCGGCCGCCCCAUCCAAAGGUGCAUCAGGGGCUCUUGAUGUUCAAACGUUCGGUGAUGGAACUGGCGGCAUCGAAAACUAUGAAGGGAGAUCGGAAGGAGUAUUCCACCCAAAGGCCCCAGAUGUGGAACAACUCAGACUCCAGGAAGCAUCCUUGUCCUUUGAGUCCAAUAUCAAGGCUUCAAUAGUUCAUUUCCACACUGCUGCUAAUUAUUUCGUGCGUGGGACACCGACAAUCCAGCAAUUGUUAGAUAUGGGCACUCCGGCGGAAUAUAUGGCACAUUUGGAAGACAAUAACCCAUCCGAGAAUCCUGACCUCCGCUGGAUCCAUCUGCCCGCAAACAAUAUGUCGUGGGUAGAGAGCAUUGUCACUCGUAUAUACUCAGAACCAUCUCGGAAAACCCAAGCAGAAGCGGGUACAACGUCUGAACUGUCGAGGGAAUUACCUAGUAAGGCUCACGCGCCAUUUGAGAUGAUCGGAAAGAAUGCGGAGAUAGUCAAAGAUCCAGACGACUUAUUCAAGGCAAGCAUGCUGCUGCGUUCUGAGCUGUGGGAGAAGCGACAGUGGCAAGAUCCCGUCUUGCAGAAAUCGGCUCAGGGCCGAUUUCUGCGCCCGUUGUACUCAAGAAUUUCGGCAUCAUACACCAGGGCCGUGAUAGACGAAGAAAAGAUGGACCAACAUGAAGGAUUGUUCUCUGUCGAAGACGCUGAGACAAAUUCGGUUUUGUUUAUGCCAUAUGUACACUGGGAAGAGGUUGACAUGUAUUUGCACCGCAACAAGUGCCUGGAUUGGAUGUUGCGUCAAAGGAAACCUGAGGAAAUAUCCGGUCCACCCGAAGAUGUCAAACCAAAGCCCUCGAUGAACGUCCGAGCGUUAAAAUUACUUCAAAAGAAAACCGAAAAAUCACCCGGCCUACGCCAAAGUGUCAAAGCAACGUCCUCGGGGAAUGCCGUUGCAUGGAAGGGUGCACGUUUAGACACAAACGUGGCAUGGGAUCGGGAAAUGAUGAAAAAAUAUGAACGUUCUAUGGAAGAUCUAACGAACGAUGCGAAGCUACUCUUUGCAUAUGUUCACGAAGCACGUCCGCUUCACGUCCGCCGCACGUUGGACCAAUCAUAUUACUACCCUCUCCCGGACGCAGAUGUCAGAAAGAGAGACUUGGAUCAGGUGCUGUACCGACAUACGAAAAACUUUAUGGAUAUGAAGGAGAAGUCUCGUAUCUUGAUGGUAGACCAGCUUUGGAUGUGGAUCGUUGACGAGCCUGGCAGAACGAAAACGUUGUUGACGGCUUUUCCACAUCGCUGGAUCGGGAACCCGGUAGUCGCUCACGCGGAGGUCACCGAUGUCUACAACAAAAUCUUCAGUGCUUUGUGUACUGGCGCUGCUGUUACAUCCGUUGUUGACCUUAGCUGCUUGGUCAUUGACAAAUGCUCGGGUCUGUUUCAUCCAUGUGUUGGUGAAUCUGAUCAUUCCCUGGAUUAUCUUGAGGUAUUUGCCGUUAGCAUUGCACGGCUUGCUGAUGCUCAAACACAACAAGUCAACGAGUUUUCUAUGCAUUCUAGACGAUUAGUUGCUCUGCAGGAUAGAAAACAAGAACUUUCCGAAGCUACUCUUCGUGAAAGACUGUUUAGAAAACCUUCGUCGCAUGCUAAGACCGCUAAAGGAAAUGAGAGUUGCCCUCAAGAGAGUAACCCCGAGCAAGGUGUCAAGCCAAAUGCAAACGCCUCAGCACAACCACCGAACUCCGAAUCUUUAUCUCAGGAAGAUCAAGAGGCGGCAGAAUGGGCAGACUGGUUCAAAAGCACAACGAAACAAGACCUCAAACAUUCCAAUCCACUAAAGGACCUUUCAGGCAUCUUGGAAUCAGGUACAAGUUUAGAAAUUAACCGCGAAAUUGAGAAAGAGAUGAAUGCAUUAGUCAACGUCACGGCUGAAAAUGACAGCUUAAAGGAGAUAAAAGACAUACUAGACGAACUCAACAGCCUCUCUCACGUGUUUCAACAGCAGGUGAAAAUAAUGAACGAUGUAGUUGCUUCCAACACUCCAUCAAAGAGCACCUCACAUCCAAACGAUCUUAACAAUCCUACGCGUAGACCGUUCACCAAAGAGGAAGGAGACGACGAUCUCUCGAAGGCGAAAGAGAAGGAAACGAGUGAGGGGCUCGACGGAACUCCAGAGGUUCAACAGGAUACCGCUGAAGACGUACGGGACAAGUAUGCCCUGGUUUUGUCGACAUUGUGCAGAAGAGAGCAGGAUAUUGAAAAUCUCAAGGUGAAGGCAGAACGUGUAUACGAUUCUAUCUGCGAUCUCCUAGACCUCAAGCAAAAGCAAGCGAGUGUCUCCGAAGCGUACUCGGCACGUCAGGCAGCUGCAGAGACCACCAGACAGGGACGAACCAUUUUGCUGUUUACCGUGGUGACAAUCAUCUUCAUGCCUCUAUCCUUCAUCGCUGCAAUCUACAGCAUGAAUGCCAAGGAGAUCAACGGCAAUGAUCGGCCCAUUAAGAAGAUCUAUCAAGUUAUGUUUCCCGCCACGGUCGGCGUGGUGAUUAUUUCGCUUAUCUUUGCGUUCAACGCACACAUAUGGUGGUUUCUGGUCGGGUUGCUGACGUGGAAGCGUCAAAGAAAGGCAAGGAAAGACGGUUCGUCGAGAAAUGACAAGUCGACCGGAAAACCAGCGACAGCGAGGACGACAACAAAGUCAGACACUGCCAGAACUUUGACGCAUACAGAUACCACGAUGAGCGGUGCUACUCCUUCCGCGAUGCAAGAUCAUUCCGAUGAGAAAGGCAGUAGAGGUAUAGGGUCACUGGCCAAUUGGGUAAGACGUGGACGAAAACCAGGCAGAGGGAAGCAGAAUCAGGAGGCGGGAGACGAAGAAUCGAACGAUAUGGAGAAGGCCGUGAAUUCAUGA
This is a messenger RNA of Endocarpon pusillum Z07020, 2916 nucleotides long. RefSeq lists its product as uncharacterized. The record is from RefSeq and is a predicted model, not a curated record. Lineage: Eukaryota; Fungi; Ascomycota; Eurotiomycetes; Verrucariales; Verrucariaceae. Gene Ontology annotation, cellular component: membrane. Gene Ontology annotation, biological process: metal ion transport; transmembrane transport. The coding region runs from base 1 to 2916 and encodes 971 amino acids. Gene Ontology annotation, molecular function: metal ion transmembrane transporter activity. The transcript is spliced from 10 exons.